AUGUUACAGACGGCACACAUUAGCAGGAUUGUAAGCGAAAAUCAGACAGAUGUCGUCUUGCAAGUCUUUGCGGAUCGUAUCAUAAUCCUCGUCACCCAACUCGGAAAGGUCGGAAACCUGAUACAAGCGACAAUCCCUUCAACUACCCCUCUCCAACCUGCGCCACCCCCAGACACAUCGGGUCCGAACUUUGACCACCACCCCCUUCCCCUUCCUCCGCCAUCUAUCGAACUUACACCGAUUCUCGGACAAGCACCCUCACCUGAGAUGCAGUCCCUGUAUUCCCUCUAUGCGUCUCAGAUAGCGACCAUUGUAUGGCUCACAGAGUCUGAAGGCUUGCUAGGCGUAUCUCAUCGAGGUGUCAUCGUUGGGAUCGCGCUGAAAAAGAGGUCUGGAGGCCCAGGGGUGAGAGCAGAGGACACAGAGACUUUCCGCAGUGUGAUGGACAUGGUUUAUGAGGUGGUACAACAAAAAUGA
Heterobasidion irregulare TC 32-1 is the source of this 477-nucleotide messenger RNA. RefSeq lists its product as uncharacterized. The transcript is spliced from 2 exons. NCBI's taxonomy places the organism in Eukaryota, Fungi, Basidiomycota, Agaricomycetes, Russulales, Bondarzewiaceae. Bases 1 to 477 code for a protein of 158 amino acids. Gene Ontology annotation, biological process: proteasome assembly. The record is from RefSeq and is a predicted model, not a curated record.